CCAUUUUGGUUCAUCCGUCAAAUUGAAGAACCUCGGAAUGUCGAAAACGCCAGCGAAGCCCGGAAAACGGCGACAAUAUACAGCUACGAUAACAAUAAACCUGUCGGCGGUGGCAGCAGGUUUAUCAAUCGGCUGGACAUCGCCGAUGAUAGCUCCCCUGCAAGAUGCAAAUACUCCGGUUGGCAACGAGCCCAUGACGCAGGACCAAAUCUCCUGGCUGACGGCGAUUUUUUGCAUUGCACCAUUAUUCGCUCUUCCCUUCUCAAGCCCAUUAACAGAAAGGUUCGGACGAAAGAUAUUCGCCAGUUCGAUAUCAGUUCCCCUGGGAUUGAGCUGGCUUCUCACCCUCCUUGCGAAGGACUUCUCUUGUCUGGUAGUCGCCAGAAUUAUGGCCGGUGUUGGUCUCGGCAUGGUUAUAUUCAUUGUUCCCAUAUACGUAGCUGAAAUUUCGAGUGAUGAAGUAAGAGGAAUUCUCGGUAGCUUCCUGAUGUUUGCACUGAACAUCGGAAUUCUUCUGGGAUUCAUCUUCGGAGCUACGAUGUCCUAUCAGAUGUUUGCGAUAUGCGGACUGACGCUUCCGAUUCUGUUCGUCAGCGGUUUCGCCUUCAUGCCUGAAACACCGGUUUAUCUACUGCGAAAGGAUUGUAACGAUCAAGCGAAAAGAUCGCUCAUGUGGCUUUGGAACAGCGAUGAGACGACUGUCGAUUGCGAGCUCUUAAGGUUGCAGCAAAUCGUCAAAGAAGGUUUGAGUUCCGAUAGAUCAGUGGGGUUUAAGGAUCUGUUGCGGGAUCGGGGAACCGUCCGAGGGUUUCUGAUUGCCUUGGCACUUCUGCCUGGACAGCAGACUUCUGGAAUUACCGUCGUCUUCAUGUAUACAGCGACAAUCUUUAGAUUGGCGGGAUCUUCACUGGAUCCAGACUCAGCGGCUAUAAUUCUCGCUGCAAUGCAAGUGUUCGGCUCAUUUUUGUCAACAAUGGCCAUUGAACGAGCCGGAAGGAGAUUGCUGCUGUUAAUUUCCUGUCUGGGGAUGGCGAUUUCUCACUGUCUACUAGGACUAUUCCUUCUAUUUCAACAUCUGGAUUAUGAUGUCGAGUCUGUCAAGUGGUUGCCUGUUGUUGCUUUGUCAUUCUACACGAUUCUUUAUUGCAUUGGCAUAGGACCAGUGGCGUAUGUUGUUACGCCCGAAGUCCUCAGUCCUGAUGUCUCGGGCUUAGCUAGCUCAGUUGCCGUCGCCUUCAUGUGGAUUAUAUCCUUCGUAAUUAUCAAAGGCUUUCCAUUAGCCAGUGAUGUAAUUGGAAAUUACGGAUGUUUUUUUGUUCUUGCAUCAUGCUGUGCGUGCACCACUGUGUUUACGUAUUUUGUCGUUCCCGAGACGAAGGGGAGAGCUAUCGAAUCCAUUCUCAAAGAGUUGAAUGGCGAAGCGGUGGAGGCGGGGGGGAGUGAUGCGAAUAAAGAAUGUUCAGUUAAAGCUUAAUUGGUUACUUAUUUUUUUAUCGAAUUUUUGUAGAUGCCUUGUCUAUAAUAUUUCGUCAUUGAAAGUUUACAAUUUCAUGAGAAAAUCAAUGGAAAUUGUAAAUUUUAGGUGAAUUAUUCCCGGAGAAUGGUAGGAAUUAAGAAAAUUCAUGUAAAUAUAUUCGCCUGAAUAUUUAUGUUUAGAUUAAAAAUUCAUGUACGUUGGGGAAUUCUUUGUGUCCUGCUUAUGAAAAUCUGGGAAUGCCACUGAAUUUUCAUUGAAAUUUGAUAUUUUAUGAUUUUCAUUUCUCUAAAUUAAAUUCAA
Diachasma alloeum is the source of this 1777-nucleotide messenger RNA. RefSeq names its product facilitated trehalose transporter Tret1. The transcript has 4 exons. Gene Ontology annotation, cellular component: membrane. Gene Ontology annotation, biological process: transmembrane transport. NCBI's taxonomy places the organism in Eukaryota, Metazoa, Arthropoda, Insecta, Hymenoptera, Braconidae. The coding region runs from base 38 to 1474 and encodes 478 amino acids. Gene Ontology annotation, molecular function: transmembrane transporter activity. The record is from RefSeq and is a predicted model, not a curated record.